AUGUCAGGACGUGGAAAAACAGCUGGUUCAGGUAAAGCCCGUGCCAAAGCGAAAACACGAUCAUCUCGUGCUGGCCUUCAAUUUCCCGUUGGCCGUAUUCAUCGUUUACUUCGUCGUGGAAAUUAUGCUGAACGUGUUGGUGCUGGUGCUCCUGUGUAUUUAGCUGCUGUUUUGGAAUAUUUAUCAGCUGAAAUUCUGGAAUUAGCUGGCAAUGCUGCUCGUGAUAACAAAAAAACUCGAAUUAUUCCUCGUCAUUUACAAUUAGCCAUUCGUAAUGAUGAAGAAUUGAACAAAUUAUUAUCAGGUGUGACCAUCGCUCAAGGAGGUGUGUUGCCUAAUAUUCAAGCCAUCUUAUUACCAAAGAAAACGGGUACCGAAACAACUGGGACCCCACGUGAUACAACAACAUCUACGAGCGCGCAUCCCAAAAAGUCAUCGAAAGGUGACAAGUCUGAAGGAAAAUCGAGUGGUACACCAGCAAAAAGUGGUGCAGCUGAAAAAGCAUAA
Messenger RNA from Didymodactylos carnosus, 507 nucleotides. NCBI's taxonomy places the organism in Eukaryota, Metazoa, Rotifera, Eurotatoria, Philodinida, Philodinidae. The record is from the annotation of a GenBank genome assembly.